This is a messenger RNA of Eimeria mitis, 288 nucleotides long. RefSeq lists its product as uncharacterized. The transcript has a single exon. Lineage: Eukaryota; Apicomplexa; Conoidasida; Eucoccidiorida; Eimeriidae. The record is from RefSeq and is a predicted model, not a curated record. Bases 1 to 288 code for a protein of 95 amino acids.
AUGCAGCAGCAGCAGCAGAAGCAGCAGCAGCAGCAGCAGCAGAAGCAAACGGAUGCAGCAGCAGCAACAGCAGCAACAAACAAAAACAACAGCAGCAACAGCAACAGCAGCAACAAACGAACAACAACAGCAACAGCAACAGCAGCAACUAAACAAAAACAACAGCAGCAGAAGCAACAGCAGCAACAGCAACAGCAGCAACAGCAACAGCAGCAGCAGCAGCAGCAACAGCAGCAGCAGCAGCAGCAACAGCAGCAUGAAUAUUUUGAAUGCUUACAGAGAGGGUGA